AUGACCGCGGGAGGGAAGGCCGCGGACAGUAAACAAAUAAUGUAUAGUUCGGCUGACCAGGUCAAAGGAGGGACGGAGGUUUUUGGGUCAACAAAAGUAGCCAGGUGCAAUGUCCCCCGGCGACGUCUGUCACAGAUCAACAGAUUGACUCGUGAUCUGGGCCGGGGAAACGUGACAGGAAUGAAAAUCAGAAUGCGCACUCUGCAGAGUGCAACAUCGCAUAAUGCAAAGAGCAAGAAGGGGGAAGGAUAUGGUCCACAUGAUUUGAUACGCCUUGGAAGUGUAAUCCAACGGGGCCAAUCGAAUGAUGUUGUGCGAUUCAUCGAUUGUUCUUUCGAAGCCGCCGGAUGCGCAAGGUUGCAUUCCCUGGGAGUAAACGCCCAGCGUGGUGAGUCCAACGCCAAUUUUGGGCGUGGGAUGCCAUUAGCGCAUCUGAUAGGCUAUCUGUAUCGAAACUCGACACGUCCUAUCCCGUCGUUCGCGGCCGGGAUGCCGUGUGUCACAUGCAACCUGGCUUUUGGUGCUUUACAGGAAUCCCGAUUCAGAAAGCAGUCUACGCAGUUCAGAAAACGGUUUGUUAGUCUUCAAGUCAUUCCGAACUCCAACAAAAAAACAAGUCAAUGGUUCUCAAGAAGAUAA
This is a messenger RNA of Aspergillus ochraceoroseus IBT 24754, 639 nucleotides long. RefSeq lists its product as uncharacterized. The record is from RefSeq and is a predicted model, not a curated record. Bases 1 to 639 code for a protein of 212 amino acids. Lineage: Eukaryota; Fungi; Ascomycota; Eurotiomycetes; Eurotiales; Aspergillaceae. The transcript has 2 exons.